Molecule: messenger RNA, 2580 nt
Organism: Lactuca virosa
Lineage: Eukaryota; Viridiplantae; Streptophyta; Magnoliopsida; Asterales; Asteraceae
Source: the annotation of a GenBank genome assembly
AUGCAGCAGUUUCAAGUUUUGCAUUUACUUAUCCUGAUUUCGUUAACAACAUUCACAAAAGCACAUAAUUACAUCCAGCCGAGAUGCAAGCGUAGCUGUGGCCAUGCCAGUAUUCGUUUCCCAUUCGGGAUUGGAAUAAACUGUUCUCUGAACGAAUGGUUCAACAUUGAAUGUAACUCACAGAGGGCUUAUCUUCCUGCACUCAACAACGUGGAGGUGUUGCAGGGGUUUGGAUACUUAAAUUUCAUUGUUAAUGUCCCCAUGAUUUCUGAUUGCAAGAACCCACUCCAGAAUAGCAGUCUUAGUCUUGACCUAAGCACAAGUCCUUUCCGUUAUUCCGGAUACAAUAACAUGUUCGUGGUUCAGGGAUGUGGCCAUGCUGACAUCAUCAUGGAGAACGGUAUUAUUGUUACCGGUUGUUCAACAACUUGUCGCAAGGACACUGUAAGUGACAUAAAAAAUUGUUUCGGUGUCGGUUGUUGCAAAAUUACAAUUCCUCAAGAUCUCCGGUCGUUUACCUUGAAUCGAACAGGCUUGGAAAGGCAGGACGAUAGAGAUGGAACCUCGUGCGGAUCUGUCUUCUUGGCGUAUGAUCGAUAUCCAGACAAUAAAUUUGGUCGCCAAUCUAUUGUCCAAGACCACCUUUUUGUUCCUGUGUCCCUUUCUUUGAAAGGAAAUGAUACUUCAGUAGGAUGCAGCAAUAUGUGUGGGAAUGUCUCGAUUCCAUAUCCUUUCGGGAUUGGAAGAAGCUGUUCAGGAAAUGAAUGGUUCAAUAUUGAUUGUAACUCCUCGACACCAUAUUUAUCCGCCCUCAACAAUCUGGAGUUGUUGGAUAUAAAAUUUGAAAGGUUCACUGUUAAUGUCCCUAUGAUUUCGGAUUGCCAAAAUCCAAUCCAGAAUAGUAGUCUUGACCUAAACAAAAGUCCGUUCUAUUUUUCCAAAUACGGUAACUUAUUCGUUGUUGAAGGGUGUGGCAAUGGCGUCAUCAUUAAUGAGAAUGGGGAUAUUAGCGGUGGUUGUUCAACUACUUGUGGCAAUGAGAUUGUUAGUAAAAGAAACAACUGUUUUGGCAUCGGUUGUUGCGAAACUACAAUGACUUAUGAUCUCAAAUCGUUUACCUUGAAUCUAACUGGCUUGGUAGGACAUGCUGGAAAUGUAAGCUGCAGUAGGUCUGCCUUCUUGGUGGAUAAGAAUUCAUACUCGAAAGGAAGAUUUUCCAGUCAAUCUACUGUGGAGGACCAGAGUUUUGUUCCAGUAUCACUGGAAUGGGGCUACAUGGACGAAGGUGGAAACACAAAAGAAGACAAAAAAUGCAUAGAUUGCGAAGCUAGAGGGGGGUAUUGUUACUAUAACGAGGGCUUGGACUCGGAUGUGACGUGUCUUUAUGACAACAAAAUUUCACUGGGUGUUAUUCUAGGUGUUAGUAUAAGCAUAGGGCUGCUAUUGCUAAUAGUGAUGGGCUAUGCAUUGUACAAAAUAAUCAAGAAAACUAAAGCCAAGAGAAGGAAGCAAAGGUUUUUUAAACGUAAUGGUGGUAUUCUUCUUAGACAACAACAAACAACCGAUAUUAGUUUAGUUGAUAAAACCAUUCUUUUCACCUCCAACGAAUUAGAUAAGGCCACCGACAAUUUUAAUGAGAACAGAAUUCUUGGUCGAGGAGGUCAAGGUACAGUAUAUAAAGGCAUGCUAGCUGAUGGACGAAUCGUUGCAAUCAAAAAAUCAAAGGUGGUUGAUGAAGGCCAACUAGAACAGUUCAUCAAUGAGGUGGUCAUUCUUUCUCAAGUAAGUCAUAGAAAUGUCGUCAAACUACUGGGAUGUUGCCUAGAGACCGAGGUGCCAUUACUUGUCUCGGAGUUCAUAUCAAAUGGUACAUUAUAUGACCUUAUUCAUGAUGAAACCGGUGAGUUUUUGAUCUCUUUGAACAUGAGAUUACAAAUCGCCACAGAGGUUGCAGGGGCACUUUCAUACUUACAUUCAUCAACCUCUAUUCCAAUAUACCAUAGGGACAUCAAAAGUACUAACAUACUUUUGGAUGAAAAGUAUAGAGUCAAAGUUUCGGAUUUUGGAACUUCGAGGUUAGUGUCAAUAGAUCAAACACACUUGACUACCUUAGUCAAAGGGACAUUUGGUUACUUGGAUCCAGAGUAUUUCCAGUCGAGCCAGUUCACCGAGAAAAGUGAUGUAUAUAGUUUUGGAGUUGUUUUGUUAGAACUUUUGACUAGGGAAAAACCAAUUUCUUUAACUAGAUUUGGUGAAAAUAGAAGUUUAGCUACACACUUCAUGUUAGCCAUGGAAGAAGGCCGGGAGAUGUCUAUUUUUGAUGCAAGUGUUGUUAAAGAGGGUUCUAGGUAUGAGUUGUUGUCCGUAGCUAACUUGGCAAUGCAAUGCUUGAAUUUUAAUGGGAGAAAUAGGCCAACAAUGAAAGAAGUUGCUUCUGAGUUAGAAGGCAUCAGAUUAUCACAUGUUCCCUCAACAACUGAACCUAAUUUUGGACAUGCGAAGCAUUGUGAGGAAGUAGCACUUACAUACGGCGAGUCAACAUCAACAUCAAUAACAUUUUAUCGCAAUCCUAGUCAAUGA